Molecule: messenger RNA, 1752 nt
Organism: Galleria mellonella (greater wax moth)
Lineage: Eukaryota; Metazoa; Arthropoda; Insecta; Lepidoptera; Pyralidae
Product: small integral membrane protein 14
Exons: 4
Coding region: 174-476 (100 amino acids)
Cellular component (GO): endoplasmic reticulum
Source: RefSeq, a predicted model, not a curated record
ACCAAUAAAGAACACCCAAGCACACAGCGUAAAAAUGUCGUCGCUAGUUUAGCAAUUCGUGUUAUUUAUCUUUAUUUUACGAAACCUAACGCGGGCGUACUCUUUUCAACGACUAACACGUCAUUCUAAUAGUUUUUUCUUUUCUGUUAUUCUAUAAGUCGUACUAAACAGAAAUGGCAGACGAAAUGGACCCGUGCGAAUGCCUCUGGAAUCACGAGCUUGCGAUGCGACGACUCAUAUCCCUGCUACGUCAAGGACAGUCGUACUGCACUGACAGCGAGUGUCUGGAGCAACUGCCGGCGAUGCCGGCGCCCGAGUCGGCCGGCAACAGCUUCCUCGUGAUGUUCCUCAUGAUGGCACUAGCGUUCGCCAUGUACAUAAUGCGCCCGCGCCGCAACCAGAUCCAGGACGUCGCUAAACCGGAUCGCAACACUCAGGACCGUGACGGAGCGCCACCCACCCCGCCAAGAAUUUAAUUAUUUUAUCAAAGUGUCCAGUUUGGAUUCAAUCACAAUAAUUUCGAUUCUUGUAAUUUGUAUAAAAGUAUAUUAAACAUAUUAGUUUAUGUCGCACUCGGUUGCGGAUAUAAUGUAAAGAUGGUAACACAUGUUACACCAUAGGUCUUGUAUAGGUAUAAAGUAUUUACAGUAAGUAAUGAAAUGAAAUAUAUUAUAUUAUUAUAUUAAUUAUUGCCUGUAUACAGUGCUGUCGUAAAUUCACAAUGAAGGAGAAUAGAAUGGAUUAUUGAAUGAAUUAAUGAAACCGAAAAAAGGUAGAAAUGUUCAAACAUUUUCUCAAAAAUUAGUGCGCAUGCAUGUCAGCCUAAUUGAAGAUAAAUAUGCCAGUUUUAAUCGCCAUUUGACAGUGCAGGUAUACGUUGUACCUAAUUGACAAAUUUUAUUUGUACUUGUGGUGCUAUAAUUUAUUAGAUAAACUUUUUGAUAAAAUGAGAUACUAACUUCUCUAUAGUUAAUAUCGCUAAUUUUGCUGUAGGUCUGAAAUUAGGUCACAUUAUUUAUAAAACUUUUGAUUGCAUCACAAUAUCUACUUAUGAACUGUAAUAUUAUGUGACGUUUAAGUAAAUCUAAUUUAAUGCAAAUUUAUAUCUUAUUUCGAAUAUUUUGUCUUUAUAAUGACUAAAUUACUGUGAUCUCCACUAGUUGCUGACUUGAUUAUAUUGUAACCAUAUUAAUUUUAAAAUUAGUAGCACUUUAUUUUGAUUGAAUUUCACAUAAUAAUGAAAUAGCCGUGCAUGCACCAAAUUGUUAAUUAUCUGUGAUCGACAGCUCAAACAAUUACGUGCAAUAUAUAGAAGUAAUUGAUUUGUAUGAUUGAACAUGUUCUGUAUGGUCGAUCCUAAGUGUAUUAUUUUUCUCAAAACCAUUGUUUAUUUUGGACUAUAUGGGCUUUGUUUAUAUAGUAGCAUGCACCGCGUUUCGUAUUCCAUAUAAAAUACGAAUUACUGAAAAAAAAAUAAAAACUAUUAUUAACUUAUUAAAUCAAUGUGAUCAAGAUGAUUGUCCAAGACAUUGUUUAAAAAAAAUGUCAAAACAGUUAUGGUACUUUUUAUUUUUUUAGUAAUACGUGAUUAUUCCACUAGUUGAUAAUUUUUCACAUUAAUUUGUCUCGGGUUGGGUUAUCAUUUUAUAAUAGGUUUAAUUUGUGCAUCAUUAUAUCAUUGUUAUAAAAAUGAGAUUUUUGCCCUGUGCAACCUAAUUGUGCAAAGUAAUAAAUAAAACAACUUACUUGCAA